This is a messenger RNA of Ipomoea nil (Japanese morning glory), 4764 nucleotides long. RefSeq lists its product as uncharacterized. NCBI's taxonomy places the organism in Eukaryota, Viridiplantae, Streptophyta, Magnoliopsida, Solanales, Convolvulaceae. Gene Ontology annotation, biological process: DNA integration. The record is from RefSeq and is a predicted model, not a curated record. Gene Ontology annotation, molecular function: RNA-DNA hybrid ribonuclease activity; nucleic acid binding. The transcript is spliced from 3 exons. Bases 1 to 4764 code for a protein of 1587 amino acids.
AUGGGGCUUGCUCGUGAUGGAAAGAUUGAGCUGGCUGAUGCAACUGCCAGCACCAACCAAAUUUCAUACGGAAGGUUCACUCCGUUGGUUGUAGAGAGUGAUGAAGAAGAUGGGGGCAAGCAAUACAAACGCCCGCUUCCAUUCAUUGUGAAACAUGCUACUAGGCAACUGCCAGAGUCACCACAGGCUAAUCCGAUAUGCGAGAAGGAUUGGGUAGUUGUUACCCGCAAAAAACAAAUGAACAAUGCUGGACACGUUAGAUCUUUGAAGAGAAUAACAAAGCGAUGGGUUGAGAGAAACCCAGCAACGGACCCCGCCUAUGACACAAAGAUGAAAGGACGUCCCGGCGAGCCUCGACCACCAGUUGCCCUGGCUCAAUACAUGCCAAAGGCGCUUCCUCCGCAUGGUACAAACAUUUAUGAAACUCGCUUGAAUAUUAAAGAGAGUCAUGUUGAAGAGGGAGAAUGUUCAUUCCCCGUGAUUGAAGGAGGCGACGAGGUUCAAGUCCACAAAGCCGCGUCUUAUACUGCCGAGAUAACUUUUAAAGAUGAAGAUCUAUUGCUUGGUGGUACACCACAUAAUCGUCCGUUGUUUGUUGAAGGUUAUGCCCGCGAGCAAAAGAUUAAAAGGAUUUUGAUUUAUCAAGGGUCGGCUGUGAACAUUCUAUCACUCCGAGCUAUGAAAGAACUUGGCAUCUCCACCGAUGAGCUCUCUCAAAGCCGCUUAAUGAUUCAAGGAUUUAAUCAAGGCGGACAAAGAGCACUCUGUACCAUCAGACUCGACCUCAGGAUCGGAACACUAAACUCGAGUACACUAUGUUAUGUGAUAGAUGCAAGGACAUCCUACAACUUGCUGCUGGGCCGGCCUUGGAUACAUGAGAAUGGAGUAGUUCCCUCGUCCUGGCACCAAUGCCUCAUGUUUGAAAAAGGCGAGGUGAUAGAAAAGGUAGUCGCUGAUGAAACUCCCUUCAUCGAAGCAAAAUCAUACUUUGCAGAUGCAAAGUUUUAUUUGAAGAAACAAGUUGUAGAGGAGGCUGAGCAAAGCAAGGUUGACACACCUAUUGCAAAGCAAGCAGCUCCAGUUAAACCGCUUAAAGAUGAAGUUCAAGUUGGGACAAGUCAAACAGUGCCCGCUAAGCGCACUGGCGGCUUCGACCCUAAUGCUUAUAAACUUCUCUUCAAAGCUGGAUAUAAUCCCAAAGAGCCAGAGAAGCUGGGGAAACUCAUCCCAGAAGCUGGUGGGAAAGGCAAGUCAAAUCAGCAGGAACCGCAUGAACGGAAAGGGUUGGGUUAUGUUCCCCCUAAGCCAGUGCGAAUAUUCAUAAACAGAGCCACAAGUAAUUGCAUCACUUCUACAGAUGAGGAAGAAAGUGACAAGAAGCAGUCUGUUUUUGAUAGAAUCGGAGAUGUAGAAUCACGACAAUCAGUUUUCCGUAGACUUGGGCCGAAUCCCAAACCGGUUAAGAGAAAAUCAGUACAUGACAGAAUCGGGCCUACUCAGAGUUCAAAAGAGCAAACCAACCCUCCUACUGAAAUAGAACCCUCAAAAAGGCUCAGGAGUGCCGUUCCGUCUCGUAUGAGACGAGAAGUUGAUAUUCAUGUCUCGUAUGGCGAAGUUUUGAAAGUCCAACCAAGAACCAUUGUACACACCCAAGUGCAAGGAAGGAAUCAAGAAAACAUUGAUCCAAGUUGUGAGGAUGCGCCUCAAGAGUUAGAAGAAGGGGUACAAGCCGCAGUGGACGAACUAAAGGAGGUGGAUCUAGGAACUCCUGAAAGUCCUCGACCUAUCUUCAUUAGUUCACUCCUUUCCAACGAAGACGAAGAAACAUAUGUCACACUUUUGAAAGAAUAUAUUGAUGUAUUUGCGUGGACAUACAAAGAGAUGCCAGGGUUGGACCCAAAGGUAGCUGUGCACCGCUUGGCAGUGAAAAAGGGGUGUCGCCCUAUUAAGCAAGCUCAACGGCGCUUUCGCCCCGAGCUCAUUCCCUCAAUAGAAGCAGAAGUCAACAAGCUUAUAGAGGCUGGUUUCAUUCGCGAAGUUAAAUACCCAACCUGGAUAUCUAGCAUUGUUCCUGUGCGCAAGAAGAAUGGCCAGAUCCGUGUGUGCGUAGACUUCCGAGAUCUUCACGUUGCAUGCCCGAAAGAUGACUUCCCACUCCCUAUCACAGAGUUAAUGAUAGAUGCCGUAACUGGACACGAGAUCAUGUCAUUCAUGGAUGGCUCAUCCGGUUACAAUCAAAUUCGCAUGGCGCCAGAAGAUGAGGAGUUUACAGCGUUUCGUACACCAAAAGGUAUCUACUGCUACAAAGUGAUGCCCUUUGGUCUGAAAAAUGCCGGUGCUACAUACCAAAGGGCCAUGCAGACUAUAUUUGACGACAUGCUGCAUAAAAUGGUGGAAUGUUACGUAGAUGACCUGGUUGUGAAGUCGAAACUUCGCGCAGAUCACAUGAUUCAUCUAAGACAAGUCUUUGACCGCUUGCGGAAGUUUCAACUCAAAAUGAACCCCUUGAAGUGUGCUUUCGGGGUCGCUGCUGGAAAAUUCCUUGGGUUUACUGUUCGACAUAGGGGCAUUGGGAUCGAACAAGCAAAGAUCGACGCCAUAAUGAAGAUGCCUGAGCCGAGGAACCUUCAUGAGCUUAAAAGCUUACAAGGGAAAUUGGCUUAUAUAAGAAGAUUCAUAUCAAACCUAGCAGGAAGAUGUCAGCCCUUUAGCCGAUUAAUGAAGAAGGGUGUCCCGUUUGUAUGGGAUGAGGCCUGCAAGAAUGCUUUCCAAAGCAUCAAGUCUUAUUUAAUGAAGCCGCCUGUGCUGACGGCUCCAAUUCCGGGACGCUCGUUGAUCCUUUACAUCUCCGCCCAAGAAAGCUCUGUGGGUGUUUUACUUGCACAAGAAAAUGAUAAUGGGAAAGAAAAUGCCCUUUAUUAUUUAAGUAGAAUGAUGACGUCAAAUGAGCUCAAAUAUCUGCCGAUUGCGAAGUUGUGUCUGGCCCUUGUAUUCGCAAUCCGGAAACUCAAGCACUAUUUUGAAGCACAUACAAUUCGACUAGUUUCCAGGGCAAAUCCAGUGAAGUAUGUCAUGGCAAAGGUUGUUCUUUCCGAUCGACUUGCGAGGUGGUAUUUAUUAUUUCAACAGUUUGAGAUCACUUAUGUACCACAGAAAUCCAUCAAGGGGCAAGCCUUAGCGGAUUUCCUGGCUGAUCAUCCAAUUCCUGCAGAAUGGGAGUUGUCCAGUGACCUACCUGAUGAGGAUGUGCUUGUGGUUGAAGUUUUACCUCCAUGGAAGAUGUACUUUGAUGGAGCGGCACACAAAGAGGGGGCAGGCGCUGGGGUUGUCUUUGUUGCGCCAGAAGGGGAAGUGCUUCCUUAUUCAUUUACCUUGACGGAACUCUGCUCGAACAGUGUUGCCGAGUAUCAAGCACUCAUUUUGGGACUUGAAAUUGCAGCUGAUAUGAAGCAGCUAAGGGUUAAUAUAUAUGGGGACUCCAAGCUGAUUUUCAACCAAGUACUUGGGGUUUAUGAAGUAAAAAAACCAGAGUUGAUUCCAUACAACAGUUACGCAAAAAUGCUCCUGCGUUGGCUAGGAGAUGCUACAAUUGAACACAUCCCGAGGAAACAGAAUAAGCAAGCCGAUGCCCUAGCUGCUUUAGCUUUAACUGUAUCCCAUCCUAUAGAUGAGGCUCGGUUGCGCGUGUGCCAAAAAUGGGUGGUCCCUCCAAUCUUUGAAGACGAUGGCUCUCUUGACGACAUUGUUGAACUCCCGACUGCUUCUGUCUAUGAGGUAGAUAAAGAGGAUUGGAGGCAAUCAUUGAUUGACUACCUUGUUGAUGGGAAGUUACCUCAAGACCCUCGUAGGAGGGUAAAUGUAAGACGUCGAGCUCCUCGCUUCAUAUAUUUCAAGGAUGCGUUAUAUCGGCGCUCGUUUGAUGGUGUAUUUCUUCGAUGUUUAGGUGAAGAGGAAGCAUUACAAGCGAUGGAGGAGGCUCACUCUGGAUUGUGCGGUGCUCAUCAAUCUGGUCCUAAGUUACAUUUUCACAUCAAAAGGAUGGGUUACUACUGGCCUACGAUGGUGAAGGAUUGCAUAGACUAUGCACGUAGAUGUCAAGCAUGUCAAUUCCAUGCGAACUUUAUCCUUCAACCUCCUGAACCGCUACAUCCAACGGUAGCAUCAUGGCCAUUUGAUGCAUGGGGGCUCGAUGUGGUUGGUCCUAUUACACCCAAAUCAUCAGCAGGGCAUUCGUAUAUAUUAGCAGCCACCGAUUAUUUCUCAAAGUGGGCUGAAGCAGUGGCUUUAAAGGAGGUGAAGAAGGAAAAUGUUGCAGAUUUCAUCCGAGUUCACAUUAUCUAUCGUUUUGGCAUCCCUCGGUACAUCCUAACCGACAACGGGAAACCAUUUGAUAAUAAAUUGAUGGAUAAAAUCUGCAAACUUUUUGAGUUCGAGCAAAGAAAUUCAUCAGCUUAUUAUGCAGCUGCAAAUGGACUUGCCGAGGCUUUUAAUAAAACUCUAUGCAAUCUACUGAAAAAGGUGGUGUCGAAGUCAAAACGUGAUUGGCAAGAGAGGAUGGAAGAAGCACUGUGGGCAUACAGAACUACAUACCGUACACCAACACAAAGCACUCCAUACUCACUGGUAUAUGGGGUUGAAGCAGUUUUGCCUCUUGAACGCCAAAUACCUUCUCUAAGGUUAGCUAUCCAAGAAGGCCUUACAGACGAGGAUAAUGUAAAGUUGCGGUUGGCAGAGUUAGAAGCUCUCGACGAGAAGAGGUUGUAG